ACCGAACGUAAGCUACAAGACAAUUAUAAAACGUUGCUAGGAUUACUGUAUGAUCUGUGCAUAUCUGCACUAUAAAUUUGUAGGGUUUUGGUGUUUCUGUAUAUCCUCGCUUUCGUCUUAAUAAAAGAUACAGAUAACAGUGUACCGCGACCCAUUGACUGGCCGACCGACGCGUAGCGUCUCGACGUCCGAUGACGCGGGCGAAUUGGUGCAAUUCUUUCGGAAAUGCGCAGGUCCACUGUUUCAGCCCCCUCGAGGAGACGGCACCGUACACCCCCGGUAUUCGUCGCGCGUUCUUCCAGUGAUAUAAUGCGUUGAUACGGUGAUUAUAGGUACUGUUUCAACUGCAUCCGGAGUGAUUUGGAUACGAUUGUUUUUCUUUUUGUAUGAAAAAUGGGUAAAAGGAACUCGAAACUCAAACAGGACACUAUCAACCGACUCACCACAGCCACUUAUUUCACAGAAAAGGAAAUACGACAGUGGCACAAAGGAUUUUUAAAAGAUUGUCCAAACGGUUUAUUAACAGAACAGGGAUUCAUAAAAAUCUACAAACAAUUCUUUCCUCAAGGUGAUCCAUCCAAAUUCGCGUCUCUAGUGUUUAGGGUCUUUGAUGAAAAUAAUGACGGUUCUAUCGAAUUCGAGGAAUUCAUUAGGGCCUUAUCGGUAACGUCCAGGGGGAAUUUAGAUGAGAAACUACAUUGGGCUUUUAGAUUGUAUGACGUUGACAAUGAUGGAUUCAUAACACGUGAAGAAAUGUACAAUAUUGUAGAUGCCAUAUAUCAAAUGGUGGGUCAAACGCCACACGCCGAAGAUGACAAUACUCCACAGAAGAGAGUGGAUAAAAUAUUCGACCAGAUGGACAAAAAUCAUGACGAUCGGCUUACACUCGAAGAAUUCAGAGAGGGUAGCAAAGCCGAUCCUCGGAUCGUGCAAGCUCUAUCGCUAGGUGGUGAAUAGCAAAUCGACGAUGAAGUGACUGAAAUAAAACUGCAAUGACACUAAGCAAAAAAAAGAAUCAGAUCGAUACAUUUCUACUGCGUGUUGGAUAUUUCCCGCCAACAAUACUCAAAAUCGUGUUUUACUGUACAGUUAUUAAUAUGUUAAGUUUUUAAAUAAAUGAUAUUCAUUAAGAAGAAAUGUAUAAUUAUUUAAAUUGAAUUAAUGUGAAUAAUUUUUGAAAAUCUGGUCAGUUAAACAAAUAAACGUCAUUAUUAUUCCAAAGCUUUAUGCUUUUAAACAGCUGUUGUUGUCGUCCACGUAUUAACGAUUUAAAAGGCGAAUAUUUAUGAUUGCGGCGACCCAAACAACCCCAAAAAACCUUAGUGUCGUUUAAUCAAGGCAGAAAUACAAAGUGAGGGUACAGCGUUACAGAUCUCAGCCACUAAUUAUAUUGUAUUAUAUAAAAACGAAACGCCAAAUUACAAGAAAAUUGAUCGCUUGUAUGUUGUAAAUAGUAAUUCAAUUAAGAAAACUAGUGAGAAUACCAAACCUAUUUUUCUUCCUUUUUUUUAAUGUCUUUGGAACUCCACACAUCAGAAAACACCGUACAGCAUGGGCGUACCAAAAUGGAAAGACGAAGAAAGACUCUACAUAAUUUUGGCGGCAAAAUAUGAUGUAAAAUGUCACAAUUGAAAGCUCUUAUUACUUGAAAUAGUAAUCCGAAAAUAAAUCAAAUGUCUAUCGAAAGCGUACGUAAUCCACUUUGUUAUAAAACUAGUUUCAACCCUUCAUCUUCAAACACUUAAGUGCGAUACCACAAAAGCCAAAAAUUAAACAAAAUUCCCGGAAACAAUUAAUGCCUUAUCUGGGCUUAUAGAAAUUAUGAAAAUUCAUACUAUGAAAAAAAUGAGGACCCGAUAAAAUAACCAAAAAAAGUUCAUGUAGUUCAACUAAGAACAUUUUUAUUACUCAUACGGUUAACUACGCCACUGUUUGAGAUAUUAACAACAGAACAACACAAAAUAAAUGUUCAUAUAUUUUUUGCCCCUCUUUCUAAAUCAAAACUUGGCUACCCCCAUGCCAUGCCCGGUACAGUACCUUUAUAUUUUAUUAUUACUGAUUGGACAAAAAUAUAUUCAAUUUCAAGGCACUUAAAUCGAGAAAAUAGGUUUGAAUUUUCACUGAUUCAUCGUCGUUUCUAAUUUUAUCAAUUUCGAUAAAUAAAUAUAAUUAAUAUACUUACACUUAAUACUUAUAAUAAAACUCCAUUAUGAUAUCUUAUGAAUAACGAUCUAAAUGUGUUAGAAAAUGUAGAUAUAGAUUUAAUAAUAAGCGUGAACAGAAAUGUUAUUAUAAACAUUAGGUUUGCACCGGUUGAUUUGCAACAAAAA
Molecule: messenger RNA, 2330 nt
Organism: Agrilus planipennis (emerald ash borer)
Lineage: Eukaryota; Metazoa; Arthropoda; Insecta; Coleoptera; Buprestidae
Product: frequenin-1
Exons: 7
Coding region: 394-957 (187 amino acids)
Molecular function (GO): calcium sensitive guanylate cyclase activator activity; calcium ion binding
Source: RefSeq, a predicted model, not a curated record